GGCCACACUAUUUGGGGAGGAAAAUAAAAACAAAGAAAAUUUGUGUGUUCCAACAGAUUUAAGUAGAAUUUAACGCGAAGAACCAACGAAAUGGAGCCCAACGAUGAGGUGGUUGAACGCCAAAAACUUGUGCCAAACGAUGUGGAAACCGAGGAGGAAGCCCAAAGCCAAAGCGCACCGAAAUCAGCUCAAACCCCCGCCUCACCAGCCGUUCCAAAUAUCAAAAUCAAAGGAAUAUCCAGUGGAGAUACCACACGCAGCCGAAAUUCCGCCUCCUGUUCCAUCGAGCGUACAAUAUCCGAAAAGGAGAAGGACAAGAGUCAGGGACAGGGUCAAACGGCUGCCAAAGUGUCGUAUGUGAAUGAGCGACGACCACGCCCACAGGCGCAUGUGGGGAGUGUCGGCGGAGGCGGCGGAGAUGAACGAUUUGAAUUUAAGACCAGGCCACGCAAAUUGCUCAAAGAUCGCGACCAAUUGGAACCCACACACAGCAGUGCUAACAGUUUGAAUGCCAUCACUUUGGUGAGCAGCGAGUGGCUAGCACCUGAUCCCACCAUAACCACGAACAACAACACCACUACCCCCAAGAACAACAACAACAACGAUAGCACAAAACCCAACAACAACAAUCAACAUAAUAAUAGCAAUGCGAAUACACCGCGAUCGCAGCGUCGCAAGAAUCCCACAGCUUCGAUGCCAAAUGCCAGUGUCCACAGCGGAAAAUUCGAUGAUCGUCCAAUAAAACAUCAUUCAUUUGUUUCCGAAGUUCCCGAUGUGAAGCACAUGGAGCGAGCCCUUCUAGGAUUAUUGGAUGACUUUCACUCUGGCAAACUGAAGGCAUUCGCAGGUUCCGGCUGCACCAUGGAUCAGAUGACCAAGAUCCGCGAGCAGCAGGAGAGCCUGGCCAAACUGCAUUUCGAGCUGGCUGCCGCCGAGGAGGAUUCUUUGGAGCACGGCAACGAGUUCAACACCAACAAGGCGCAGGAGAAUAUGCUGCAGCUGAUGCAGCGCCUGGAACAGCUCUCCAUUUCCAUCGAGCAGCUGCAGACCAGUCACACGGGUCUCUGAGAUUUGGCCCAGCCGCAGGCCUGGGAUCAACGCCUGCUCUGGCUCUGAGCAUACCGAUAAGAAAACCAAAACCAACAACACACAGAAACAGAAACAGAAGAAACACCAAAACGGAAAGGACAUUUGGGAUUCAGGAGUUUUACACGAGAUUAGCAACUUUUCAACGGGAGAGGGGCUGGUCACCUGGGAUUUUGUGUAAAUAUUUUAAGUUUUACGCUUAAGUAGGAGAACUCGAUGGGCUUCUUAUUAUGCUAAAUAGUUUAGCAAACUCGCAGUGAUUGUGAAACUAAUUUAGAUUGUCUUCGCCUAGCCAUAGCAAUAGCAUUAAAUUAUAAUAGACGGUGCCAGCGACGGUGGUGCUAGAAAAUGAUUCAUUACAUUACAAUUCGAUUCGAUUUGAUUAUUAAUGUGUGCUGCAGGUUAUCAGGCUUGAUUAUGAUGACAGAUCUGUUCCGCUUAUUGUUUGUUAUAGUUAUUUGCAAUAUAUAUAUAUAUAUACACACACUUAAUCAUAUACAUUUACGAAACUCGGAACCUAUUAAAGUUAUCAUUUUUAUAAUGCA
Molecule: messenger RNA, 1631 nt
Organism: Drosophila elegans
Lineage: Eukaryota; Metazoa; Arthropoda; Insecta; Diptera; Drosophilidae
Product: coiled-coil domain-containing protein 28B
Exons: 4
Coding region: 91-1068 (325 amino acids)
Source: RefSeq, a predicted model, not a curated record